GCACUUUCAGAUGUUUGCGGUGUUGAUGGUGACAGGUUAUUGUUGUUGAGUGUCCAUGCGAGACUUGGGGUGGAAACAUGUCUGGCCACUUCUCUGAGAGGGUCGCUGCUAUCAGAGAUGGCAUUUUGGUCCAGCACUUCGGUUUUUACUUCUAAAGUGCCCCGGAAGAUCUUAUUCAUGUUCACCCUCUCCCUUUCUGUCACCUAUCUGUUCUAUAGCUUGAUGAGCUGUUACAACUCCUUCCAGUUCCAGGAGAACUACGUUUAUCAGGGGAGGCUCGCGACAGAGGAAACAACUUUUGUUACGCUGAGGGAAAAACUUUACUCGCCCUCUUCCCAGGUCUACUUCGACGAGGAGUUAAUCGAGAGAACGGCGACAGAGCAAACUAUCGCCGUCUCGAGCGUUAGAAAUAGCGCGGGGAUCGACGAGAGGACGUCGGGAUGGGCGCGAGCUCAGGCGGCUACAACCAGCAGCAGCAGCAGCAUGAUGUCGCGCGCCGCCGCCGCUGCUGCUGGAGAGCACGAGCACCCGGAAUUCAGCACCACGGACAGCGAGCUUCGGAGAGUGGUGAACUGCACCUCGGAUUACGGGGUUAAAAAAUUGCCCCAAGCCAUUAUAAUCGGAGUGAAGAAAGGGGGGACAAGGGCUCUGCUGUUUUAUGGUUUUCUUGUCACAUGA
This is a messenger RNA of Sinocyclocheilus anshuiensis, 678 nucleotides long. Its product is annotated as heparan sulfate glucosamine 3-O-sulfotransferase 4-like. NCBI's taxonomy places the organism in Eukaryota, Metazoa, Chordata, Actinopteri, Cypriniformes, Cyprinidae. The record is from RefSeq and is a predicted model, not a curated record. The transcript has a single exon. The coding region runs from base 118 to 678 and encodes 186 amino acids. Gene Ontology annotation, molecular function: [heparan sulfate]-glucosamine 3-sulfotransferase activity.